This is a messenger RNA of Procambarus clarkii (red swamp crayfish), 449 nucleotides long. The record is from RefSeq and is a predicted model, not a curated record. Lineage: Eukaryota; Metazoa; Arthropoda; Malacostraca; Decapoda; Cambaridae.
UUCUUUUAUUAGUGUCCCUGGCUCAAAAAAAGAAGGCAGUAGAAGAUGUGGAGCUUCAGAAGAGAUCCAGAGAGGAGCAACAACAUACCAUUCAAGAAAUGCUGCAUUAUCUCACAUAUUACAAGAAGAGAGAGAUUUUAACCGAACAUACUAAAGAGUUAUGUGGAAUUUUCCCUUCAUAUCUAAGCAAGGAUCCUAACAAGUACACUAUUGAAGAGAAGCACUUAUCACCCAAAAAUAAUAGUGGAAUCCUGGCUCUUUUGAAGCAAGGGCAAAAGUUGUGUACUGACAAGCUGAUUACUACUGGCCUCCAUUGUCUUGCCUGCACUUUGUUUCCCAUCAAUCAUAUCACUCAUUCUUACAGGUGUGAGACAGAGAGGGACAAGAUCAUCCAAGAGGAACAACACCUGAAGGCUGAUCCACACCUGAAGUGUGAGUUUGUUGGUUGA